AUGGCACCAUGGAUGAUGGGAGAGAAGUUCAAUACUGUUUACCCUCACAAGGGCUCUAUUAAAGCUUUGUGGGAGACAAAGUGGAAAUUUUGCUGUGACAAGUCCAUCUACCCCUUCCAUGAUGGAAGUAUCGAGGAUUUCGAGCCGAUCUUUCAGAAACUCAUCAAUGAAAACAUCAACGACGCCUUCUCAGACGCCUACACCAAUGCCUUCCUCCCUACUGCAGAGGCCCUGGAGAAACAGGCCGACGAAGCUCUCAAAACGGGCAAGCCAGACACGGCCUCCGACCUCUACCGCCGUGCCGCAGUCGUUCUCCGUAUUUCGCGAUUCCCCUACGUCAGCCCUGCCUCUCGCCCAGAGACCUCCGUCAAGCGCCUCGCCUUCGAGCGCCAGAAGAAGGUCUACCUGCAAGCUGCAGCCCUCUGGAAGCCCGCGCUGAAGGAAGAGGUGAUUCCACACACACACGCUGCUAGCAACGAGGGUUCCGACAUCUCCCUGUACAUCCGUCUUCCCGAAGAGGCUUCUGCCUCCAAUCGCGUCCCGGUCGUUCUGCUCAUGACCGGGCUGGAUGGAUACAGACCCGAUAACAGCCAGCGGACACAUGAAAUCAUCGCACGCGGCUGGGGAGUGGUCAUCGUGGAAAUUCCCGGCACCGCCGAUUCCCCGGCUGACCCUGCCGAUCCCGAGUCGCCCGAUCGUCUGUGGGACAGUGUCCUGGAUUGGAUGGCGACUCGUCCGGAGCUGGAUAUGAGCCUUGUGGCGGCGUGGGGAUUGAGUGCUGGAGGUUUCUAUGCAAUCCGCGCGGCUUGCACCCACCGUGCACGCCUGGCAGGAUCCAUCGCCCAUGGACCGGGUUCUCAUCACUUCUUGGGCAAGGAGUGGUUGAGUCGGGUGAAUGACCACGAGUAUCCGUUUACCAUCACCGAUCCUUGGGCGGAGAAGUAUGGCUACUCUAGCACUGAGGAUUUCAUCGAGAAUGCCCAGAAGAAAUUCUCCUUGGUUGAAACUGGGAUCAUGGAUCAACCCAAUUGUCGCCUGCUUCUUUUAAACGGUGUGGAUGAUGGCGUCGUCCCUAUCGAGGACUGCUAUGUUCUCUUCAAUCACGGAGGUCCAAAGGAAGGACGAUUCUUUGAGGGUUCGGUCCACAUGGGCUACCCGCACAGUCUUCCUGUCGCGUACAAGUGGUUGGAGGAUGUGCUGUCGCCAAACACGGCAGAGGUCAAGAACUAG
Molecule: messenger RNA, 1230 nt
Organism: Penicillium oxalicum
Lineage: Eukaryota; Fungi; Ascomycota; Eurotiomycetes; Eurotiales; Aspergillaceae
Gene: ayg1
Product: heptaketide hydrolyase ayg1
Exons: 5
Coding region: 1-1230 (409 amino acids)
Source: RefSeq, a predicted model, not a curated record